Bufo bufo (common toad) is the source of this 1013-nucleotide messenger RNA. Its product is annotated as complement C3-like. Lineage: Eukaryota; Metazoa; Chordata; Amphibia; Anura; Bufonidae. The transcript is spliced from 9 exons. The record is from RefSeq and is a predicted model, not a curated record. Gene Ontology annotation, molecular function: endopeptidase inhibitor activity. Bases 3 to 1013 code for a protein of 336 amino acids.
UCAUGAGGUUAGGAGCUUUGUGUCUUCUUCUACUGUAUGGACUCAUUGGGUCCUACGCGCAGCCACCAUGCAGCCUGAUAACACCCAACGUGCUUCAUUUGGACAACAAAGAGACCAUUAUUAUAGUAGAUGGACAUGGUUCUGCGUUUGAUGCUGAAAUCAUAAUCCACGACUUUCCCCUGAAGAAAUUCACUUUAGUUUCAACCAACGUCUCUGUCAACAGCAAUAACCGAUACUUUGGAGAUGUUAAGUUGACGAUCCCUUCUAAUAAUUUGGAGAAAAACCCAAAUAAGAAACAGUUUGUGUACGUCACUGUAAAGUCUGCUGCUUGCUCUCUGGAGAAAGCUGUCCUGGUGUCCUUUCAAAGUGGAUAUCUAUUUAUACAGACUGACAAACCCAUCUACACCCCAGGAUCUACAGUUCUAUACAGGAUUUUUGCCGUGACUCCAAAACUAAAACCAGUGAGCAAACCGGUGAUCAUUGAAUUUCUGACUCCAGAAAAUGUCAUUAUUAAAAGAGAUCUAAUUCAACAAUACACCAAAACUGGAAUCAUAUCCAUGUCUCAUAAACUGCCUGAUCUUAUAAGUUUUGGACUAUGGACCAUAUCAGCAAAGUUCGAGGACACUUUGAUGCAGAAUUAUACCGCACAAUUUGAAGUGAAACAAUAUGUUCUACCAAGCUUUGAAAUAAAAGUGACUGCAUCUCAGAAAUUUUUCCACAUUAACGACGAAGAACUAAGGGUGGACAUAGAGGCAACCUAUCUCUAUGGUGAACCUUUUAAAGGAAAAUCCUUUGUGGUCUUUGGACUCAAGAGAGACAAUGAGAAGAAAAGUUUGCCAGAUACUCUGAGGAUAGUAGAUUUGGGUGGAAAACUUCAGGAACUGGAUGGCAAUCAAAUUGAAGAUGUGAGCCAUGCAGGGCACAUGGAUCAACCUUCCCUGAUGCAGCGCAGACAGAGUGUUCUUCCCAUCAUUGGUGACCAUGGUACCUAUCUCCAGUUGGCGAGGAGAUAG